Molecule: messenger RNA, 1053 nt
Organism: Sapajus apella (tufted capuchin)
Lineage: Eukaryota; Metazoa; Chordata; Mammalia; Primates; Cebidae
Product: olfactory receptor 2G3-like
Biological process (GO): G protein-coupled receptor signaling pathway
Cellular component (GO): membrane
Molecular function (GO): olfactory receptor activity; G protein-coupled receptor activity
Source: RefSeq, a predicted model, not a curated record
AUGGUCCCAUUUCAAGGAUGGAAAGACUGCUCUCCAAACCAGCUAGGUGGUUUUGAAGACGAAAGAACAAUUAUAGAUACAAAUUUAGUGGAUACAUGUGAGAGACAAUGUACUGACGUGUGGAUCAACAAUCAAAGCUCAAUAGGUGAUUUCAUCAUAUUGGGAUUUUCUGGCCAUCCCUGGCUAGAGACAACACUUGUAAUCUUUCCGGUGGCCUACAUCUUUGCCCUAUUUGGAAAUAUCUCCAUUAUGCUAGUUUUCUGCCUGGAUCCCCAGCCUGACAGCCCCACAUACUUUUUUGUCUCCAGCCUAUCCUUUCUGGACCUCUGCUACACCACCAGCACUAUCCCACAAAUGCUGGUCAACCUCCAGGGACCAGAAAAGACCAUUAGCUAUGGGGGUUGUGUUGUCCAACUCUAUAUAGCUUUGGCCCUGGGUUCUACUGAAUGCAUGCUUCUGGCCAUCAUGGCCUUUGACCAUUAUGCUGCCAUUUUCAAGCCUCCUCACUACCCAAUCAUCAUGAAGCAGAAACACUGUAUCCACAUGGGCACCUGGAUCAGUGAUUUUGCUAACUCCCUUGUCCAAUGCACUCUCACAGUGAUGGCUCCAAGAUGUGGACGGAGAGUGUUGGACCAUUUCUUCUGUGAAGUUCCAGCCCUUUUGAAACUAGCCUGUAUUGAUACUCGUAUGAAUGAAGCUGGGCUCAAUGUACUAGGCGUUUUGCUUCUCCUGGUGCCACUCACCAUCUUCCUGGGCACUUAUGUGUUCAUUGCUCAGGCAGUAAUGAGAAGUCUCUCUGCUGAAAGUCGCUGGAAGGCUUUCGAUACCUGUGCUUCACAUUUGCUGGUGGUCUGUCUCUUCUACUUCACACCCAUCAGUAUGUACGCCCCCCCUCCCUCUAGCUAUUCUCAUGACCGGGGGAGGAUCGUUGCUCUCUUCUGUGGCAUUGUCACACCCACCUUCAACCCAUUCAUCUACACAUUGAGAAACAAGGAUGUGAACGCUGUCAUAAGAAGGGCACUGACUAAGGAGUUUUGGAUUAAGACAAGAUGA